UUGCUCAGGUUAAUUUGUAAUUAAGUCAACUAAUUUUUUAACAUAAACUAACUUUUUUCGGUAAAAAUCCACGAUUUUUGGCGGCAAAUCAGCUUGUUUUUGCAUGCUUUCUAUUGUUUUUUGUGUCUUUCGGCCCUACAGUAACCUUGUAAUAAGUCGACGUGUAAGAAAACGGGACAAAAACCGGUUUUUUGCGUCCAACUCAUCUCUUCCCUUUUUCUUCCUUCUUCUUCUCAUUUAUUCCAUUUUUAUUCAUUCUUUUCUGGUUUUUGGAAGGCGAAAUCCACAAAUUUUGAUCAUUUUUAAUUAAAAAUAACCAUGGAAAUUUUGCCACGUCAUAGCUUUUUUUUUGCCCCGAAGAUAACAAUCUAAUCUUUCUUUGUUUUUCUACUGCCACUUUUUUUUUGUUAUCCAAAAAAGCAGAAUGUCAAGGUCACCCAGAAUAUUUGACCUAAUCCCAUUUUUUGAUGAUCACUUAUAAUUUUCUUCUACAUAUCCCAAAAAAUCCACAUUUUUUUUAGGAAAAUGAGAUUAAGUCUCGUUUGUCUGCUGGCAGUGGCUUGUGGAUUUGCCACAGCGAGUUUCGAUAAGAUCAAGGAUUCGAUUCAGAAUCCAUUGGCUAGAGGUGGGUGAAAAUCUGAAAUUUUGGGACACUUUGAUAUUGAAAAUGGUCAUUUUUAUGAAAACAUCAUCGGUAUAAUCGAAAUUUUGAAAUUCCAAACAAAAAAUGUAUAUAUUUUUUGAAACAGUGAAUUCUUUUUUGAAAUUAAAAAAAAACUCACUGUUUCAAAAUUUUUUGUGAUUAAAAAAUUGGUAACAGUGGACAAAAAAAUCUUCCUAAUUAUAAAAAGAACUUUAAAAAUUUUAUCAGAAAUUUUUAAUUCUUGAAGUUUUGGAAAAGUUUGAAGAUGCAAGGAUCAAAAAUCUGAAAUUCCCGAAAAAAAUGUAUAUUUUUUGAAACAGUGAUUUUUUUUGCAGAAAAAAUUCACUGUUUCAAAAAUUUUCGAUAAGCUUUUUCCAUGAUUAAAAAUUGAUAGCAAUGGGCAACAAAAUCUUCCUAAUAAAAAAAUGAACUUUAAAAAUUUUAUCAGGAAAUUUUGAAUUCUCGAAGUUUUGGUAAAUUUUGGAGCUGCAAUUCAAAGGAUCAUCAAAAAAUCUGAAUUUCCAAAAAAAAAUUGUAUAUUUUUUGAAACAGUGAUUUUUUUUUGAAAUUUAAAAAAAAAUUAACUGUUUCAAAAAUGUUCGAUAAGCUUUUUCCAUGAUUAAAAAAUUGGUCACAGUGCGAAAAAAUCUUCCUAAUAAGAAAAGAACUUUAAAAAUUUCAUCAGGAAAUUUUUAAUUCUUGAAGUUUUGGGAAAAUUUAGAGAAGCAACCUUCUUUGAUCAAAAAUCUAAAUUUCCAAAAAAAAUUGUAUAUUUUUUGAAACAGUGAUUUUUUUUUUGAAAUUUUAAAAAAAUUCACUGUUUCAAAAAAUUUUCGAUAAGCUUUUUCCAUGAUUAAAAAUUGAUAGCAAUGGGCAACAAAAUCUUCCUAAUAAAAAAAUGAACUUUAAAAAUUUUAUCAGGAAAUUUUGAAUUCUCGAAGUUUUGGUAAAUUUUGGAGCUGCAAUUCAAAGGAUUAUCAAAAAAUCUGAAUUUCCAAAAAAAAAUGUAUAUUUUUUGAAACAGUGAUUUUUUUUCGAAAUUAAAAAAAAAUUCACUGUUUCAAAAAUUUUCGAUAAGCUUUUUCCAUGCUUAAAAAAUUGGUAAUAAUGGAAAAUCUUCCUAAUAAUAAAAAGAACUUUAAAAAUUUUUAAUUCUUGAAGUUUUGGGGAAACUUGGAGCAGUACAUUUCGCUGAUCAAAAAUCUAAAUUUCCAAAAAAAAUGUAUAUUUUUUGAAACAGUGAUUUUUUUUUCGAAAUUUAAAAAAAAUUCACUGUUUCAAAAAUUUUUGAUAAGCUUUUUCCAUGCUUAAAAAAUUGGUAAUAAUGGAAAAUCUUCCUAAUAAUAAAAAGAACUUUAAAAAUUUUUAAUUCUUGAAGUUUUGGGGAAACUUGGAGCAGUACAUUUCGCUGAUUAAAAAUCUGAAUUUCCCAAAAAAAAUGUAUAUUUUUUGAAACAGUGAAUUUUUCAAAAACUAGAAAUAUUCAGAUUUUCUACUGUAGUUUUCGCCCCCGAAAAGUUACAGUUUCCCAAAAACCUGAAAAUUUCAGAUAUUUUGCGAGUACUGUAGAUUUGUCUGAAAAAAAAGAAAAUUCGAUUUUCAGCUUUUAAAAAUUACUAGAAAAACUUUUUUCAAAUUUUUAAUUUAAAAAAAAAUCCACUGUUUCAAUGCAAAAGUAUAGAAAAACCAAAGAUUUUCUACCAUUCUAUUUGAUUUUUCUAUUUUCAAAAAAAAAAUCAUAUAAAAUUUUGAGAUGUUCGCAUAAUUCUACCAAAAAUCCCGAAAAUUUUCCAGGAUUUGGUGACGACAUCGCGUGGGUAAAAUGGGAAGAUGCCAUCGAAACGGCUCUCGACAACAACAAGCCAAUCUUCCUUUUGAUUCACAAAUCCUGGUGUCACGCUUGCAAAGCGCUCAAAAAAACCUUCCAACAAUCAAACGCCAAGAAGGCUUUCAAACGAUUAUCCGAAUAUUUCAUCAUGGUUAACACCGAAGACGAUGACGAGCCAUUUGAGGAAGAAUAUCGACCAGAUGGCAAAUAUAUUCCACGUUUAUUGUUUUUGGACAAAAAUGGUGAUCAUUUAGUCGAAUUCAAGAACCGAAAAGCUGAAUAUAAAAAUUAUGCGUACUAUUAUUCAUCGCCGGCUGAUAUUUUGAAUUCGAUGAAAGAAGUUUUGAAACAUUUUGAUAUUGAAGUUCCAGAAUUGAAGAAGGGUGAUAAAUUGAAGCCAAGAAAGCCGGAAGGAAAGAAGAAGGACAAAAAGGAACUUUAA
Messenger RNA from Caenorhabditis angaria, 2913 nucleotides. Lineage: Eukaryota; Metazoa; Nematoda; Chromadorea; Rhabditida; Rhabditidae. The record is from the annotation of a GenBank genome assembly.